AAUGGAUGAUAGAUCUAGCGGCGUCUACCCAUUCUGCUACGUCAGCGAAACGGUAGCAAAUUUGGCUAGGAGGGCGUUCGAACUAUUGCAAAAAGAAGACCUGGAUGCGCAGGAUUUCGACGAACUGUCUCGAAUAAUCAGCGAGGACAAGGGCCGCGACGUAUUAAGCGUCGUCGAUUGGCAGGGCUGUAGCCUACUACAAACCGCCCUAUUGAAGGGUCAUAUCAAUGCUGUGAGGUUAUUAUUGAGGAAGGGAGCUGAUCCUAAUGCGUGCAUCUGCUCACCCCCUCUACACCUGGCAUGUAGACUGGGAUUGAUUGAAGCCUGUCAGUUAUUAGUUGAAAAAGGAUCUAGGCCCGAACUAGCAGCAACAGUGUGUCUGGAAGGACAUAAAUUGAACACCUACCCGGACAGGAUCGUCUGCCUUGCCUACAGGCCAAUCCUCACGGCUGCUGGUCAUGCUAUAGCGGCCGACAACGAUGAUGUCCUCCAAGUCCUCCUGAAUAAUUCGUCUAUAAGGACGGACGGACUUUUACAUGAUGCUUGUCGCUUUGGAGCAAAAAAUUGUGUAAAAUUACUACUUCAGCACCUAAAGGAACAAGUAUCCGCAGAGGAUUCCCAUGGUAGAACUCCUCUUCAGGUCGCCUUACUUUCAACUCAUACGGAUAACGCAGCUGAAUUGGUUCAAGCAGGAGCUAAAUUAGCUACGUCCUCUCUGCAUGCAGUCUAUGCGAAUACGACCACUCCGGGAAUACUCAGGGCUACACAUUUUGCUCUGGAGAACGGAGCUAGAAUUCAUAUUAAUUCUAGUGACAGACAUGGUGAUACUGCCCUUCACAUCCUUCUGAAGAAUGUAGGCAGACAAGAAUCCUUGACAAAUCAAACAACCGUUGAUAAGGAACGUUUAGAUUGUAUAGACGUCCUAUUAAGAUCAGGAGCUAACCCACACAAGGUGAACAAAUUGGGUGAGGGAGCCCUUCAUGCUGCCCUCGUAGAUCAUGGGAAUAGGCCACUUUACGUCUCAAAACAUGGUUGUAUUAGGAAGCUACGCCAGGCUCUUACAACGAUAGUCGAUGGUAUAAAGGUCCUCUUGAGGGGUGGAGCAAAACUGAAGCAUCCGCAGUACUCGGUUACGCCCUUCGAAUACGCCCUUAGGUUCAUACGAGCUUUACAGCCUGAUAUGAUCGUACUAAUAAGGGGAACGGUUCAUGAACUAUUACUAUUACUAUCGCAGUCGGCCGAGGACCUUAGUCCGCUACUCGCUUCCCUAAGGCAGUGGGCACCUUCAACACUUUCGGGUAUAUGUUGGCACCUUGUUCCCUUUUUAUCUGGUAUCACCAUAGCAAUGAUAGGGAAUGGUAAGAUUAUUAAGGAAUCGAAAUUACAGUUGUAUAAGGACGCACUAUUAUUCUUGCACGGAACACCGGCAACGCCGAAAAUGCACGAUAUCAGUAGAAUGUUACUACUGAGAUAUUGCCAAAGGGGACUGGGCCCAGAUGACAUCGAUUGGGCAAAUCGCGGUAAGGAAUGGCCGGCAUCUAUUCUUGCAUUGGCCCUCUCUAACGUUUCCGCCCAAAAUUCGACGAGAGAUGUCUUCCAAUUGCUCUGCAACGUCCUGGAUAAUCGCCAAUUAAACGAGCUAUCUGAAGCUCUAGCUAUACUAACGAAUCAUUCGGUGGAAUUGCAGAAGGUUAGAUCUUUAAAGGUUCUCUCUCGGCGGAGGAUUGCGGCUAGCGUUAGAUGGAAAUUAAUGGAUGAUAAGAAUACCUUAAAAUUGCCAUUACCGAAACCGCUGCUCACUUAUGUUACAAAUAUGCAAGUGGCUUAG
Molecule: messenger RNA, 1828 nt
Organism: Dimorphilus gyrociliatus
Lineage: Eukaryota; Metazoa; Annelida; Polychaeta; Dinophilidae
Source: the annotation of a GenBank genome assembly